AUGUUGAACAUUUUUUCUUCAAUUACUCUUUCAGCGUAUUCAAUUUCUUUAAACUUAACCAACUUUUGUGCCACUGGCAGCUCGGAGACUGAAUUUCUCGACAAAGUCACCAAGGAGACUAUGAGGAUGCUGAAUCGUUUAUCUCCAUGUAAAAUCCAAGGCUUUCCAGGUAUUGAACCACGAUCAAAGGAACUGGAGGAGUUAUUGAUGUUUGAUGAUGAUGAAUGUGUCCGUACCAUCGGAGUUCUUGGCAUGGCUGGUAUCGGCAAGACACUGGUUGCUGAUAGCGUAUAUAAGCGAAACUGCGGAAAUUUUGCUGGCUAUGCUUUCGUUGACGAUAUUGACAAAGAGUUGGAAUGGCAUCAGUUGUGUCAUUUGCGGGAGAAACUCCUCUGUAAACUAUUGGAAGCAGCAAGUUUGGAUAAAGAGCGCACAUUCUUUAUCGUGCUUGAUAAUGUGACGGAUAAAGAACAGAUAGAUGUUAUCAUUGGAGAUAAAUCAGUGUACGGACAAGGAACAAGGAUUGUUAUAAUAACCAGAGACAAGAAGCUGUUGCAGAACAAAGCAGAUGCAACAUAUGUUGUCCCGAGAUUAAAUGACAGGGAAGCUAUGGAGCUUUUCUGCAUGAAUGCAUUCCCCGGGAACCUCUUCCCCCCGGAAGAGUAUAUGGAUCUGUCAUACAGUUUUGUAGACUAUUCUAAAGGGCUUCCGUUAGCGUUGACGUUAUUAGGAUCCGAUCUACUUGGGAACGAUAAAACAUACUGGACGGAGAAAUGGAAGAGCUUAAAGGUAAUGCCAGACAAGGAGAUUCAGAAAGUGCUAGAAAAGAGUUAUGAAAAACUAGAUUAUAAACAGAAGAGCAUAUUUAUGGACCUAGCAUGUUUUUUCAGGUCAGAAAAAGCAGAUUUUGUUUCGACCAUCCUGAAAUCAGACCGUGUCAAUGCUGCAGCUGUGAUGACAGAACUUGAAGAUAAAUUCUUGGUAACUAUUUCUUAUAAUAGGCUUGAGAUGCAUGGUUUAUUCCAUACAAUGGGGAAAGAAAUUGGAUAUGAAUCAUCGGUGAAAAGAGUUGGCAAACGUAGUAGGUUGUGGAACAACAAAGAUAUUCGUCAUGUCCUGGAGCGGAACACGGGCACUGAGUAUGUUAGAGGCAUCUUCUUAAACAUGUCUAAUGUCGAGAGGAUCAAGCUUAGUCCUGCUGCUUUCAAGAAGAUGUCAAAUCUCAAAUUCCUGAAAUUCCACAAUUCUCAUUGUUCUCGGUGGUGUGACAAUGACCAUAAGUUCCAGUUCUGUGAAGGGCUUGAUCAUUUUCCAGAUGAGCUCGUGUAUCUUCACUGGCAGGGGUAUCCUUACGAUCACCUCCCAUCAGACUUUAAUCCGGAGGAACUUGUCUACUUAAAUCUGCGUUAUAGCUACAUUAAAGAACUGUGGAAAGAGGAACAGAAUACAGAAAAUCUUAGAUGGGUUGACCUCAGUCAUUCAAAAAGUUUUCUGAAUUUAUCAGGUUUGUCCAAGGCCAAAAAUCUUGAAAGACUUGAUCUCGAAGGCUGUACGAGUUUGGCAGUAUUGGGCUCAUCAAUCAAACAGAUGAACAAACUUAUUUACCUGAACCUUCGAGAGUGCACAAGCCUUAAGAGUCUCCCGGAGGGAAUCAACAUAAUAUCUUUGAAGACUCUGAUCCUCAGUGGAUGCUCAAACCUUCAGGAGUUUCAUAUUAUAUCAGAAAACAUCGAAUCUCUUUAUUUGGACGGCUCAGAAAUUGAACAAGUUGUUGAACACAUCCAAAGUCUUGGCAACCUUAUAUUGCUAAAUCUCAAGAACUGUAAGAGGUUGAGGUUCCUUCCCAACGAUUUUUACAAGCUGAAAUCCCUUCAAGAACUGAUUCUCUCUGGCUGUUCAGCGCUAGAGAGUCUUCCACCCAUCAAAGAGAAGAUGGAUUUCUUAGAGAUUUUGCUUAUGGAUGGAACGUCCAUCAAACAGACACCUGAAACAAAUUUCUUCAGUAACCUCAAAAAGUUUUCGUUCUGUGGAUCUAGUAUAGAAGAUUCCACAGGGCUGGCUUUCUCAGGCAGCUCUCGUGUGUCAGAUCUUUAUCUCAUGAAUUGCAGUAUCAAUAAAUUGCCGGACAGCUUUAGUUCUUUACACUCACUGCGGUGUCUAUGCUUAAGCAGAAACAACAUUGAGACUCUGCCUGAGAGUACUGAGAACCUUCAUUGUCUGUUGGUCCUUGACUUGAAACAUUGCCGCAGGCUCAAAUCUCUCCCGGUGCUUCCAUCUAAUCUACAGUAUGUAGAUGCUCACGGGUGUGUUUUUCUGGAAAAAGUUAGAAAACCAGUGACGCUUCCACUAGUAACUGAAAGGAUGCAGACUACUUUCAUAUUCACAGAUUGCUUCAAGCUGAGCCAAGCUGAACAAGAAGCUAUUGUAGCUCAGGCCCAACUCAAGAGUCAGCUACUGGCAAGGACAUCUCUUCAGCAUAGUCAUAAGAUUCAUUUCAGUCUUACCCUGUUGUUCUAA
Eruca vesicaria subsp. sativa (arugula) is the source of this 2517-nucleotide messenger RNA. The record is from the annotation of a GenBank genome assembly. NCBI's taxonomy places the organism in Eukaryota, Viridiplantae, Streptophyta, Magnoliopsida, Brassicales, Brassicaceae.